This is a messenger RNA of Meyerozyma guilliermondii ATCC 6260, 2019 nucleotides long. It is a transcript of the gene VPS36, whose product is annotated as ESCRT-II subunit protein. NCBI's taxonomy places the organism in Eukaryota, Fungi, Ascomycota, Pichiomycetes, Serinales, Debaryomycetaceae. The transcript has a single exon. Gene Ontology annotation, cellular component: ESCRT II complex; late endosome membrane. Gene Ontology annotation, molecular function: phosphatidylinositol-3-phosphate binding; ubiquitin binding. Gene Ontology annotation, biological process: protein transport to vacuole involved in ubiquitin-dependent protein catabolic process via the multivesicular body sorting pathway. Bases 1 to 2019 code for a protein of 672 amino acids. The record is from RefSeq and is a predicted model, not a curated record.
AUGCAGGAAGUGUUGAAGUUGCAAACCACGGCAUACAGGAUGCAAUCUAGUUGCGUCGUUGCCAUAGUAUCGGAAAGGAAAGCAGAACUAAAACCUCAAAGAAAGUUACAGUUACAUAAAGUCUGCACCAAAUUUGCACCAAAUAUGGUUUCUUAUAUUGGAAUCUGGAAUGCUGUUUCGGUGAAUAGAAGCAAUCGUCCCAUUCUCGAAGAUGGAGAGCAUAUCGUUUACGUCAAAGAUAAGGUUGGCGUGUACCAGGGACAACAAAAGAUACUCAAUCGGCAGAUAGGAAGACUAUACUUGACGAAUUAUCGAAUAAUAUAUGUCGAUGAGGCAGAUCCGUUGAUGUCCAUGAGUAUUCCCAUAUCGAUUGUGGAGUCUUGUGGCAUCAUUGAUGGAUUUCUUCGAUCCUCGGCAAAAGUUCGAGUCAGCUUCAAGCUCGAUGAUUCAAAGGGACAACCAGAACUUAUCUCUCAGUCGUCAAAAUCGUCAAUAAUAGACUGGGUAUGCCAGAUAUGUUCAUUUAAUAACCAUUUGGAUACCAAGACAGAUCUCGACCAAGACUUUCCACGCUGCACUUCGUGCGGAAUACCCCCGCUGCGUACACUUAUAGAAAGCUUAAUUCAAGGAAAAAACAACGCUAAAGUCGAUACUGAAACUCCUAGAGUCAGAGAUGACCAAUGCCCAAAAUGCACUUUUAUCAACCACCCUUCGUUACGAUACUGUGAAUUAUGUGGAUGUGAGCUCAAGUCGACAUUGAGCAAGAGUCUCCAGCAGAAGUUGCACGCUGAUGAUGCGGGAAGUACCAGCAAUAUUGCAGGAUCUGAAGAACAAGCACAUUUGAACAUUCGAUUAGAAAACGAUCAAGAGACAUAUUCUCGUAGCCCCCCUUAUGUCAAGUUCAGUUUUCGGGCAGGUGGGGAACAGACGUUUCAUAAACACCUCAAUGAGGUCCUCGUUCAAGACCGAUGGAGCCGUCUAGAAGCUGCUGGAGCUAUUAAUAGAGACGCAAAAAAAGUUGAUCCAGCCCAAAAAGUGCAAAACACUAUUCAUGGUGGCGGGAUUCACGGACUCGAGCAGAUCGGAGAGCAAAGAAGACAGGAAAACGAGACGGUUCUCAGCAGCUCACUCGAAGAUUUGGAUCAGCUCAUGCAUCGUGCCCAAGACUUAAUCAAAUUAUCGACAGCAUUUCAACCGCUUAUCAAGAGGAAGGUCGCAUACAAGUCAAUUGUACCUCCUCUCAAGAUCAAAAAGUCAUCAGGACUAUAUCAUCGAGAACUCGCAAGACAUAUAAGUGAGUAUUGUAUUAGUGGACCACUUUCGAAAAAACUGUCAAUGAUCAGCACCCAAGACCUUUUCGCUACUUAUAACCGGUAUUUGGUCAUGACCCAAGGGUUUGGGCUGGAGUUAUUAGCACCUUCAGAUUUGCAAAAAGUACUAGUUUUAACUGAAGAGUUAAAUUUGCCCAUCAAGGUCAAAGAGUACGAGAAGAGUGGUUUAGUAGUAAUAUGUUCAAGAGGUGCUUCACUGUUUGGAGUCAAGGACUUUUUACUUCAACGAGAAAGAGAGUUUGAGCUUGCAAAGCGCAAGUUCGAAGUACUUACGGAAAUGGGGUUGGGCGAUAGAGACGACUACAUGAAAAAAAUGUAUGCCCAUUAUAGUGGCUCAUCUACUGCUGAAAUAGCUGAUUCGUUUAAUUGGUCGUACUCAAUUGCAAUCGAGGAGGUGGAAACAAGCGUCAACAGUGGAGAAGUCGUUGUUGAUAAUAGUAUUCUGGGUACCUUUUAUUUUGUCAACCGAUUUUCGAUUCCAGAAGAAGACGUUCCCUCACAACUGAGAGAGGAAAUCUGGGACACAAUCCAGGAAGAGUUGGCAGAAGAACAACGAACAAUCACUAAAACAUUAGAGGAACCCAAAGCCGACUAUUCGACGCAGCAAGUAUCGAAUGGGCCAAUGUACUCGGCGAGUGCCAAUUACGUAAACCUGGCGUUAGACGACUUGCAUGGACUCAAGUUUUGA